This is a messenger RNA of Phycomyces blakesleeanus NRRL 1555(-), 481 nucleotides long. RefSeq lists its product as hypothetical. The transcript is spliced from 2 exons. The coding region runs from base 40 to 282 and encodes 80 amino acids. Lineage: Eukaryota; Fungi; Mucoromycota; Mucoromycetes; Mucorales; Phycomycetaceae. The record is from RefSeq and is a predicted model, not a curated record.
CCACACUUUAUUCAAUCCAAAAACCCCAAACAAUCAAACAUGCUUCGUAACAUCGGUGACGCUUUCUACAGAACCUUCGAGGGACCCAAGAACGGACAGGUUCAAAUCGAUGAUGAUUCAAUCAACAAGGAGGCCAGCGUCCAAAAGGUUGGUACUGAUGAAAUGACCGAAAAGAUCAAGGCCCAGGGAAACACUGGAUCAGCUGGAACAAUGUCUGACAAGGCACAGAAAGAUACCGAGAAUCGAUCCGAUCGCUUUGACACAAAGCAGCCCGUACAAUAAUAAUCUCUCGCCAAACCAAACCAACAACCUUUCUUCCUUUCAAUAACUCACCCUUACCCUUUCUUCUUUGUGUAAAUACAAUUAAAAUAUGUGUAUAUUAGUGCACAUAAAUUAUCUUCAAAAGCAUUUCGUUUAAAGAAAUGUUUGUAAAAUAAUAAUAAUAAAUAAACAAACUCCAAAAAACAAAUGUCUGAUAAUC